Gadus chalcogrammus (walleye pollock) is the source of this 1159-nucleotide messenger RNA. RefSeq names its product immunoglobulin superfamily member 21-like. NCBI's taxonomy places the organism in Eukaryota, Metazoa, Chordata, Actinopteri, Gadiformes, Gadidae. The record is from RefSeq and is a predicted model, not a curated record. The transcript has 6 exons. Gene Ontology annotation, biological process: homophilic cell-cell adhesion; heterophilic cell-cell adhesion. Gene Ontology annotation, cellular component: adherens junction. Bases 401 to 1159 code for a protein of 252 amino acids.
AGAGGGAGAGAGAGAGGGAGUGUGAGGGAGAGCGAGAGAGCGGAAGAGAGAGAGAGAGAGGGGAGAGACGAGAACACUCACUGACUGAGGAGCAGAUUUUCAUUCCAUCCGCUUUCGACUCCUCGGCUUCCCGGCUGAACCGCACAUCCACUGACCUGAACCGCAGAUCAACUGGGCUGAACCGCACAUCCAAUGGUCUGAACCGCAGAUCCUCUGGUCUGAACUGCAGAUCCACUGGUCUGAUACGGUUUUUAGAGAACUCCUCCGCGUCCGUUCAGGUCUCAUGUUCGACUACGUCGCUCUCCACGGUGUCAUCUCGGCCAACUUCACCCGUUUUCCACUCGCUCUUGAACUGCACCAUGAAUAGUUGGAGAGCCUCUGUCGGUCGCAUCCCUUUGGCAUGGUGGGGAUUACGCAGCCCCAGAGCGGAGAGCAUGUGAACGCAGAUGGAGUUUGGGAUUUAUUGCGAAAUAAGGGAAAGAUGACCGUCUUCUCUUUGUGCUUGCUCUUGUGCGCGGACCUGCUGGACCUAGCCGUGGGAUAUUUGACAGUUACCAUUGAGCCGCUGCCUCCAGUCGUUGUGGGGGAAACCGUCACGCUCAAGUGUAACUUCAAGACCGAUGGGAGGCUGCGGGAGAUUGUUUGGUACCGGGUUACUGAUGGGGGCACCAUCAAGCAGAAGAUCUUCACCUACGACGCCAUGUUCAACACCAACUACUCCCACAUGGAGGACUACAGGCGCCGAGAGGACCUGGUGUACCAGUCCACCGUCAGACUCCCAGAGGUGCGGAUCUCCGACAACGGCCCGUAUGAAUGCCACGUGGGCAUCUACGACCGCGCCACCAGGGAGAAGGUGGUGCUGGCAUCUGGGAAUGUUUUGCUUACUGUAAUGUGUGAGUACCUUUGUCACCUUCAUUCCCAUUCUCUGCCCGACCACUGGAGUCCCCAGACGGCCCCCCCGGCACCGGGGCCCGGUGUCCCCGGCACGGACAGGGUUAACUAUUGGGGGCGGGACCCCGUGGUGGUGCGGUGUGCGCCGCUCCCCAGGCGGAGGGGGGGUUCUGGGGUCGGCUCCCUGACGUACGGCCUUACCUCCAGCGGAGCCGCCCUGGCCACUGGCGGCCGCUCGGCGGCGGCACUAGGACACGAUGCGAGCUGA